Messenger RNA from Phragmites australis (common reed), 5565 nucleotides. RefSeq lists its product as uncharacterized. The record is from RefSeq and is a predicted model, not a curated record. NCBI's taxonomy places the organism in Eukaryota, Viridiplantae, Streptophyta, Magnoliopsida, Poales, Poaceae. Gene Ontology annotation, molecular function: ATP binding; ATP-dependent chromatin remodeler activity.
CCUCACUGUCCUCAGUUCGUCCUAAACCUCAACGAGAAAGAAAAUUACUGAGGUAAAAGGAAGGCCCCCAAAUCCCCAGUCUCCACCACCUCAUCUCCCAUAUCCUCAAAUUUGACUCCGAAGCACCGCAACUCCGCGAGGUUUCUUAGAAUUUCACCAGCUUGCAAAACCCCAUCGAAUGGUUGAGCAAAUCGCUUGAAGCGCGCAUGGGGAGGAAGAAAUCGCGGCCGGUUCGAGCGCUGGGCGCCGGUGCUGCGGCCGAAGCCGACCCCGACGCGCCGAGCACCACUGUAUCGAAGGGCGAGGCGAGGAGGGACGUGCGCGUGGAGGUGGACAAGGCCACGUGGGGUCUCGCCGACAGCGACCACCGCGACAUCGCCGAGGUGGUCCUACGCGACGUGAGUGUCUCCGGCGAGGGACAGGAGUCGUUGGAGGAGGCAUUCGGGGCGUCAGGGUUCUCGUUGCGCCUGUGGGUGCGCGACGCGCCAGGGGAGGGAUUCAGAAUGGGCCACUGGCCUGUGAUGCCCUCGGAUUGCGUGGUCCUGGAGUGUGUCGUCCAUAGGGAUCGUGAAGGGGAGCAUGGAGGUGGUGUUGUGGUCCUCUCAGGGUGUUUCGAUGGCCCUGAUGAAGGUGUGUCCGGCCUCGCCCAUUUGGUGAGCCUGAGAUUCGUGACUCUCCGGGUUCAAUCGUUUGGGGCACUGCGGUAUAUGGGUGAGUCAUUUAGGGUUAGAGUGGAGGUGAUGGAGCGGGCGUUCGGCGCGUGCAAGUCGCUGCUGGAGGUGGCAAGGCAUCCUUGGAGGAAGAGCUUGAUGAAUAUGAUGGCUUGGCUGCGUCCUGAGGUCACGAUGUCGGCUGCGAUAUAUGGAAUGGAUGGUCUUAUUCUGCCGGUGGAUGCUGGUGGUGCUGCUGAUUGCGCACCCAAGAGUGAUUCACAGUUUGAUCUUGCUGCUUUCUAUGAGGCCAUUAAGCCUUCUACUAACGCGGGAAAGUUGGAAGGGGAGCUUCCUGAUUUACUUCCUCACCUCAGACCAUAUCAACUUCGUGCAGCAAACUGGAUGGUUCAACGUGAAAAGGAAAAUACACCCUGUCAAGAAUAUGUUCAUUCUGCGCCAUAUUGUGUUCCAAUAGAUUAUAUUCACAAGAAUUCCAGGAUGUUCUACAAUCCUUUCAAUGGGAAUAUUUCAUUGCAACCAGAGCCUUCUCCUCCUUAUACCUCUGGCGGAAUUUUGGCUGAUGAAAUGGGCUUGGGGAAAACAGUUGAGCUAUUAGCUUGCAUUUUUGCCCAUCGUAAACCACUUUCGGCAGAAUUUUCUAUCUCCCAGAACAAAACAGAAAUAGAUCAAAUAAAGAGGCAUAAAGUAGAAAGGGUUGAGUGCAUAUGUGGAGCUGCAAGUGAAAGUUCUGCAUAUAAGGGUCUAUGGGUCCAAUGCGACAUUUGUGAUGCUUGGCAACAUGCCAAUUGUGUUGGUUACUCACCCAAGGAAGAUAUACUUUUUGAUGAUAGUGCUGAAGGUGAAACGUUAAAAAAUGAAAAAAGUGCCAUGAAGUCAGGGAUCAAAAGGAAAAAGAAACUCAAGUGUUCCAUUGUAGAGACGGAAGAAAAAUACAUUUGUGCACUGUGCUUGGAGCUUACUGAAGCAGCUCAAACUAAUAUAUUCAGCCAUGCUACAUUGAUAGUAUGCCCAGCACCAAUAUUGGCACAGUGGCACUCUGAGAUAAUCCGACACACGAGGCCAGGAUCUCUGAAAGUUUGCAUUUAUGAAGGUGCAAGGAACUUGGUCUCAGCUACUACCUGUAAAAUUGAUAUGACUGAGAUAAGUACUGCUGAUGUUGUUUUGACAACUUAUGAUGUCUUGAAAGAAGAUCUAUCACAUGAUUCCGAUCGGCAUGAUGGUGAUCGCCGUUUCUUAAGAUUUCAAAAGAGAUACCCAGUCAUUCCAACUGUCCUGACAAGGAUCCACUGGUGGCGGCUUUGUUUGGAUGAAGCUCAGAUGGUAGAGUCCAGCAAGACUUCUGUGACUGAGAUGGCAAUGAGGCUAAAUGCUCAAUACCGUUGGUGUAUCACAGGAACUCCGAUACAACGCAGGCUUGAUGAUCUUUUUGGGCUUCUAUGUUUUCUUAGGACAAGUCCGUUUGACACAUAUAGAUGGUGGGUGGACAUUAUUAGAGACCCGUAUGAGAGGGGGGAUGCGGUAGCUAUGAAUUAUGCACACAAGUUCUUUAAGGAAAUCAUGUGGCGCUCCUCCAAAAUUCAUGUCUCAGAUGAGUUGCAGCUGCCUCAGCAAGAAGAGUGUUUUUCAUGGCUCAUCUUUUCUUCAAUUGAAGAAUAUUUCUAUAAGAAGCAGCAUGCAACUUGCAUGGACCACGCACAUCAGAUAAUUAGAAGUUUAAGAAAUGAUGCCAACAGAAGAGAAUCGACAUCAGAUUCAAGUGCUCUAUUAAAUGUGUACCUCUCGAAUAAUGACAUAGCCAAGCUCCUUGUUCCACUGCUGAAACUUCGGCAGGCUUGUUGCCACCCGCAAGUGGGGAGUUCUGGUCUCUGUUCCCUGCAGCAUAACCCUUUGUCGAUGAAUGAAAUUUUACAGGUUCUUAUUGGUAAAGCGAAAGUCGAAGGAGAGGAAGAGCUUAGGAAAAUUGUUGUUGCCCUGAAUGGUCUUGCAGGAGUAGCUGUCAUUGAACAAAGGAACCAAGAAGCUAUCUCUUUGUACAAAGAAGCACUAGCUUUAGCUCGUGAAAAUAUUUAUGAUUUCCGCGUUGACCCUCUGUUGAAUCUUCAUAUCAACUACAAUCUUGCGGAACUGCUUAGAACUAGUUCUGAAUAUUUACAAGAAUGUCCAUUAAAUAAUCAGCCAUCUGAACUUGACAGCAGACGAAAAAGAAAGGAAAUUGGUACUGCCGAGUCAGAUCUACAUAACAUAAAGCGAAAUAAAAUAUGUGUAAAUAGUGUUUCGAGUUUGGCAGCUAAUGGUUUAGAAACAUCUGAGGAAGAUGAAAAUGUUAUUGGACAAGCAUGCACAACAGAAGAGGUGGAUGCAGAGAAUUUUGCUGGAUGCCACUCAUCAUCUGAUUGUUUCUCUGAUGACUGCUUGAGGAAGACUUGCAAUGCAAUCACAGAAAAGUACUUGUCAGUUUUUACUGCAAGGCUAGUAGUAGCACAGAAGGAUUUUAGUGCAACAUUCACUGAGGUCUUGGAUCUCACUAGAGAGCUACAGAAUCAACAUAUGACUUGGUGGCUGCAUGCUUUGGACUGUGCAGAACAGAGUAACGGUUCUGCCGACGAACUCAUCAGGAAGAUUGAUAGUUCUUCCACUAAGAGCACCACUGGAUUGGGUUCAAGGGGAGUAUCUUCCAGGGUUAAAACUAUUGCUGGCUUAAAAUAUGCAAUUCAAUCUGAUAUUGAUUCUCUACAAAGUUCAAGGCAGCAGCUGAUGGAUAAACUUUUGGAAGUUGACAAAACAAUGGAUAACCCAAGGGAUGAAGAUAUUGAGGGUCAGAGAUAUUGUCCAAACUGCUAUGAUGGUACUGGUUCUUUAUGUAUCCAAUGUGAACUAGAUGAACUCUUUCAGAGGUAUGAAGCACGGCUGUUUCUUGUUAAGAAAUCGAACAAUGAUUCUAUUAUUGACUCAGUAGAAGAAGCACAGGACCUACAGAGGCGAAAAUACGAGUUGAAUCAUUUCUUCCGUAAUAACAGAACCAAUGAGGGAUCUGAACCUGGCGACAAGAAUAAUAAUCCUAGGUCAGCUCGAGAAAACAUACAGGUCUACAGGCAUCCUUCUCGAACUGAGACUGCAUUGAGGGUUAUCCGAAAUCACUCAAAGACAGUAUUGGAAAGACAAUAUGCUGUAAUUGCUAAAAAGCAUUUACUUCUUUUUGAGGCUAUGCGCAAGGAGUUUUCUCAAGCAAGAUUUUUGUCAAUUGCUCAAACCCAAUUAUUGCGUGCUCAUGAUGAGAUCAAGAUGUCUAUCUCAAGACUGCAGCUCAAAGAGGAAGAUGACGAACCUAGCGCUGUCAAUAUUGUAACUAGAGAAGAGCUCAUACCAUACAGUGUCCAGUUUACUAGUGAAAAAUUCGUGUCUCUGUCAUCUUUAGCUCGUAUUAGAGGUCAACUCCGGUACUUAAAGGGAUUGGUGCAAUGUACCAAGAAAAUACCGUACAAACAUGGUGAAUCAUUGCCUAAGGCAGGCAACGCUGUCGACACAGAUACUUCAUGUCCUGUCACAGGGCAUUCUGAUAUUAGCAAUGAACCAUGCCCUAUAUGUCAUGAGAAGUUUUUUGACCAGAAAAUGGUUUUCCAGUGUGGUCAUUUCGUAUGCUGCAAGUGCUGUCUUUCCAUGACAGAACAAGCUGCGACACAAUUUGGGAAGCGUAAAAAAUGGAUUAUGUGUCCUACAUGCCGUCAACGUACAGAUCUUGAGAAUGUUGCUUUUGUAGUUGAGAAACAUAAUGACAAAGCUUAUACAAGUGCUGAAGAUUUGGGAGAAAGCAGUAUUUCUGUCCAAGGGUCAUAUGGAACGAAGAUUGAAGCUGUCACAAGAAGAAUCUUGAGAAUCACUUCAACUGAUGGAACAGCUAAAGUUCUUGUUUUCUCAAGUUGGAAUGAUGUACUUGAUGUAUUAGAGCACUCCCUUGCUGCUAACAACAUUUCUUAUGUACGGAUGAAAGGAGGAAGAAAAUCACAGGCGGCACUGUCCCAAUUCAAAGGUCAGGCGAGCAGUAUAAAUGGAGAGGAAGUGAAAAGGACAGUCUCCAAAAUGCAGCCUGUUCAAGUACUGCUGAUGCUUAUACAGCAUGGAGCAAAUGGUCUCAAUCUACUGGAGGCACAACAUGUUAUUCUAGUGGAGCCAUUACUAAAUCCUGCGGCCGAAGCACAAGCUAUCAGCAGGAUUCAUAGAGUUGGGCAAGACAAGAGCACAUUUGUUCACCGUUUUAUAGUGAAGAAAACAAUAGAAGAGAGUAUCUACAAAUUGAACGGGAGCAGAGCUGUCUGCUCUACGAUAAACCGUAAAUCCAAGAACUUCAAAGACGAGCCUGUUUUGACGCUGAAGGAUGUCGAGAUGCUAUUUCCGAUGGUAGUGCCUGAUCAUUCCCUGCAACAAGCGAAUCAAGAUCAUGAUGAUAGUUUGAGGAGUUUGCCUCCAUCUGUUGCAGCUGGGUUAGCUGCUGAAAAGGCGAUCAAUGGAGCAACAUGACAACCAGCAAUAAGUUGCAUAUGACUUCUCUUCCGCAAUUAAGGUUUCAGAAGGUGAAUCAAAGAGCUUCGAGCCGUCAUUGUGGCAGUUGUAAUAACUUUAUUGGAUUACUAAUUCUCCUUCCCAGUUCUAAAUUAUCUUAGCAUAUAGAAGAAGGCAGCAACUGGAAGGAUAUACUUCGGUCAUGAAGCUCCUGCAUCUUGAGAAUCUGACUUUUAGAAUGGUCUAGGGCAUCCACUGUGGAACCAGUGAGGUUGUAACUUAUUUUAGGAUUGUUAACGUGAAACACGAAGCUGGAUACUGUACAGAAGAAAUACAAGUGUAUUUAACCAUAUCAUUUUUCCUGGAGUUUGAAUGCAAGUGCCAUGUCAACUUA